Trematomus bernacchii (emerald rockcod) is the source of this 3375-nucleotide messenger RNA. RefSeq names its product heat shock protein 4 like (gene hspa4l). The coding region runs from base 285 to 2771 and encodes 828 amino acids. Gene Ontology annotation, cellular component: nucleus; cytosol. Lineage: Eukaryota; Metazoa; Chordata; Actinopteri; Perciformes; Nototheniidae. Gene Ontology annotation, molecular function: ATP-dependent protein folding chaperone; ATP binding. The transcript has 19 exons. Gene Ontology annotation, biological process: protein folding. The record is from RefSeq and is a predicted model, not a curated record.
CUCGGGCCGCCUCGGAGUUGGAGAAUCCGGUCUGGACAUCAUUGCUCCCUGGGAUUACUCUGAAUGAGUUUGCUAUAAACAGCUCGAUUUACAUAACAGCUAGUAAAUCAGUUAGUAUUCCCUCAGCUAGCUUUCUCGUAGUUUUUCCAGAUUAGAGGACACGCUUAAUUACAUUAGAUUUUUGGAAUAGACCACCAUUGCAUGUGUAUUUUUUUAAUAGCUGUCAAGUGCGGUCGUUGCGGAAGAUAUUUUAGAGGAGGUGCAUUUCAGAGCGCUCGCUCACCAUGUCAGUGGUAGGGAUUGAUGUGGGUUACCAAAAUUGUCACAUCGCCGUGGCCAGGAGCGGUGGCAUUGAAACCAUUGCCAAUGAUUACAGUGACAGAUGCACCCCGGCUUGUGUUUCUUUGGCCUCCAAAAACCGCAUGAUUGGAAAUGCAGCUAAAAGUCAAAUCACAACAAACCUCAAAAAUACUGUCCAUGGCUUCAAAAAGUUCCACGGCAGAGCAUUUGAUGACCCACUUGUCCAAGCUGAAAAACCGAAACUGCCCUACAGCUUACAUAAACUGACCAAUGGAAACACUGGAAUCAAGGUGCGUUAUUUGGAUGAGGAUAAAGUGUUCACCGUGGAGCAGAUCACUGGGAUGCUGCUCACCAAGCUGAAGGAGACAUCAGAGAGCGCCCUGAAGAAGCCGGUGGUGGACUGUGUCGUCUCUGUCCCAAGUUUCUUCACAGAUGCUGAGAGGCGAUCCGUGUUUGAUGCAACUCAAAUCGCAGGGCUGAACUGUUUACGGCUAAUUAAUGAUACUACUGCAGUGGCUUUGGCAUAUGGGAUCUACAAACAGGACCUUCCUAGUCCAGAAGAGAGGCCAAGAAAUGUGGUAUUUGUUGACAUGGGCCAUUCUUCAUUCCAGGUCUCCAUCACUGCCUUCAACAAAGGCAAGCUUAAGGUCCUCGCCACUGCACAUGACCUAUACCUUGGAGGACGCAAUUUUGAUGAGGCAUUGGUUGAUUACUUCUGCGAGGACUUUAAGAGCAAGUACAAGCUAAAUGUGAGGGAGAACCCAAGGGCUCUGCUGCGGCUGCACCAGGAGUGUGAGAAACUGAAGAAGCUAAUGAGUGCUAACUCCUCCGAUCUGCCUCUGAACAUCGAGUGCUUCAUGAACGACAUCGAUGUUUCCGGCAAGAUGAACAGGGGCCAGUUUGAAGACAUGUCUGGUCAAUAUCUGAUGAAAGUAGAGAUGCCACUGAAAUCAGUCCUUGAACAAUCAAAGCUGAACCGGGAUGAUAUCUAUGCAGUAGAGAUAGUUGGAGGAGCCACGAGAAUCCCAUCCGUCAAAGAAAGAAUCGCCAAGUUUUUUGGAAAAGACGUCGGCACCACGCUCAAUGCCGACGAAGCCGUCGCUAGAGGCUGUGCACUUCAGUGUGCAAUUCUGUCUCCAGCAUUUAAAGUGCGUGAAUUCUCCAUCACUGACGUGGUUCCCUUUCCUAUUACUCUUCGCUGGAAGUCCCCAACAGAGGAUGGAUUGGGAGAGUGUGAGGUGUUCAGUAAGAACCACGCUGCCCCAUUUUCCAAAGUGAUCACCUUUCACAAGAAGGAACCCUUUGACCUUGAAGCCUUCUACAGCAACCCCCAAGAGCUCCCCUACCCAGACCACAGGAUAGGAUGUUUUUCUGUACAGAAUGUGGUUCCCCAGCCGGACGGAGACAGCUCUAAAGUGAAGGUGAAAGUGCGCGUCAACGUCCACGGCAUCUUCAGCGUGUCCAGCGCCUCUCUGAUCGAGAAGCAGAAAGGAGAGGGAGAGGACAUGCAAAUUGACUCAGAGCCAAUGGUGCAGAAUGAAGGCAAAGCAGAGGACCAGUCCAAAAUGCAGGUGGAUCAGGAGGGUCAGAGCCCGGGGGACCAGCAGAACGAGGACAACAGCUCCAGCAGUAAGGAGGGGGCGCCUGGAGAAAAGCAAGACCCAGCAGCAGGGGCAAGCAAGCCCAAAGUCAAAGUGAAGAUUAUAGAUCUGCCCAUCGUGGCCAACAACAUUCGACAGCUCGACAACGAUGUCCUUAACAACUUUGUGGAGUACGAGCAUCAGAUGAUUAUCCAGGACAAACUGGUGAAGGAGCAGAAUGAUGCUAAAAAUGCUGUAGAGGAGUAUGUAUACGAUCUGCGGGACAAACUUUGUGGUAUAUAUGAAAAGUAUAUCACUGAGGAGGACAGUAACCGGCUGACUCUGUUGCUGGAGGACACAGAGAACUGGCUGUAUGAGGAUGGAGAAGACCAACCCAAACAAGUCUAUGAGGAGAAGCUGGAUGCACUCAAGAGGUUGGGUCAACCUAUUCAGGAUCGACACAGAGAGCAGGAGGACAGGCCGAGGGCUUUUGAAGAGCUGGGGAAAAAAAUGCAACUCUACAUGAAGAUUGUGGAUUCCUAUAAACAGAAGGAUGAGCGAUACCUGCAUUUGACUGCAGAGGAAAUGAGCACUGUGGAGAAGUGUGUGAAUGAAAGCAUGGGUUGGAUGAACAGCAUGAUGAACGCACAGAGCAAACUCGGUAUCACUCAAGAUCCCGUUGUCAAAGUAGCAGAAAUCAUUUUCAAAAUACAGGAACUGGAGGAUGUAUGUAAUCCAGUGAUCAACAGACCAAAGCCCUCGGUGGAGGAGGCCCCUGAAGUGAAUGACCAAAACAGUGGAGCUCAUAAUGACCCGACAGCUAAGCAAGGAGCAGAAGGGAAGGGAAGCCAGCAGACAAAGCCUGGUGCAAAAGAGAUGGAGGUGGACUGAGAGAAAGCAAACUGCAACCAUCCCUGCUCCCCCACAGCUGACCAUUUAGAGAGUAGAAACAUCUGAACCUGGGUCCAUCUCUCAAUCAUCACCAGACACUUUUAUUUGUGGCCCCCCAUUGGACUUUACCUUUUGAGGUUUCUGUUUUCAUCCUUACGUGUGACGAUGGUGUGCUGUAUUCCCACAAAGAUUUGACAUAUUUAAUAAAUGAAGGAAUGAUGCAAUAGAAUAAACUCAGAUUCUAACGUAACCUGUUUCCUCUGUACAACAUGUGUUUCAUAGGCAUACAUUAUCAGCAGCAAAUCCUAUCACUCAACAGAGAAGAACAUGCUGUCGCAGAACUAUUCAUUUGUUUCACUAAUACAAGUUAUAUAUAUAUUUGUAUUAAAUGAGUUUGAAAGGAUGUCCAUGUCUAGAAACUGUAUAUACUUUUUUAGUAAACAGAGCAGCCAGCAUAUAUAAUAUAUGUACAUAAAGAAAAUAUUCCUAGUACAAUGGCAAUGCUUGAUACAACAAAUCUCUUUAGUAAUUGAUUGGUUGAGUAUCUCCUUUAUCGUUUUCUUGCAUUUUUCACAUUUAAGUCACGGGCUAUAAGGAUGUCAAA